GGCGCCGAGGACCAAACACAACACCAACACUGUUGCAUUCCAUUUACAGUUUAAACGGUGUUUUGUGCGCGUCGCUUUAAUUUCGGUUUGAUUGAAUUUUGCUAUUGAUGCGAUGGACACGCCACGCCGCAAGCUGAGAAAUUUGCACAUGGAGAAUGUCCAGAACAGCAGCACGCCCAUCAACGUGCCGCCCUCGCCGAUGCUGAAGACCCUGGGCCACGGCACUGGAAUCCGGGUCUAUCGCUUGGACCGCUCGCCCCGUCUCGGCGAAAUCCGCUCGCCAUGGGCCGUCAAGCGGAUCACGCAGAACAUGCGGGUGAAGAAGGACACGCUCUUCAACGAGCGGAUUGUCCACGAGGCCGAUAUCCUACGCAAACUGAGGCAUCCAAAUAUCGUGGGAUUCCGAGGCGUUGUCACCAAUGACGAGGGCAUCAACACAUUGGCACUCGAAAUGUGCACCACUUCACUGGGCUCCAUACUCGAGGAGCGUCACGACGAGGAUCUGGGCCCGUUGCCGGCCAAGAAUACCUAUAAGAUGAUCAUGGACGUGGCCCUGGGACUAGAUUUUCUUCACAACGAAGCGCGUCUCAUGCACGGCGACCUCAAGUCCUUUAACGUCCUGGUCAAAGGCGAGUUUGAGAUCUGUAAGCUGUGCGAUUUUGGAGUCUCUCUUCCGCUGGACGAGCAUGGCGAGGUUAAUUUCCUAAAGAAUCCCGGACUGCGCUAUGUGGGAACUAGCCUCUGGUGCGCCCCGGAGGUUAUAGACGAAGUGGAUGUAAUUGACAGCAAGGCAGAAAUUUUUAGCUUUGGCCUGGUUAUCUACGAAACCCUUGCUCUGGUGCCUCCACAUACUUUGGAGCUCGAUGCAGCACUUGGAGAGGAUAUGGACAAUUCGCACGAUUUACCCACCGACACGGAGAAGGUGCAACGCAAACAGCUGGACUUCUCCAGCGAUGAAAGGAAAAACGGACUACCUUCUGCAAUGGAGGAACAUACAGACAACGAUAUGAGUCACGAUGAUGACGACGAGGAGGAGGAGGAAGAAGAGGAUGAAGAUGAUGACACCAAGGAGAACGACAUCUCCGACUUUACACUGAACAACCUUCAUUCCGCCUAUGGUACACGCCCACCACUGCCAGUGGCCUUUCAACUGAGCGACGAUUACAACUGCAUCGUGGAGCUGUUUUAUCUGUGCACAAAUGCUCUGAGCGAGGAUCGUCCAGCGGCCAAAACCAUUUGGCAGUGCCUGGAGAACAAUGCCGCAAAUGUGGCGACUGGAAGCGAUUAGACUGAUUAUCAUUCUUAGCCUCCGAACUCCACAAUCUUCCUCUUCAAUGUAAUUUGCUUAGAUGACUCAUUUUUGUUUUGAAUGUACGAUUAACUAGCUCUAAUUUUUACCAUGUAAGAUCAAACCAAUUACCAAGCCCCAAAUUCGCGAAUACACACUUGAACAAAUGUACAUAUUCAGCAACCAAAAGAGUGGUCGAAUAAAUCGAAUCCCUAAUGAAACAACAA
Messenger RNA from Drosophila teissieri, 1515 nucleotides. RefSeq names its product lymphokine-activated killer T-cell-originated protein kinase. The transcript has 3 exons. Bases 113 to 1288 code for a protein of 391 amino acids. The record is from RefSeq and is a predicted model, not a curated record. Gene Ontology annotation, molecular function: ATP binding; protein kinase activity. Gene Ontology annotation, biological process: protein phosphorylation. NCBI's taxonomy places the organism in Eukaryota, Metazoa, Arthropoda, Insecta, Diptera, Drosophilidae.